AUGGGGCUCCCCGGACGCAUCCUGCUCUUCCUUUUAGGAACUGUCCUCUGCCUGCCAGGGUCCCAAGCUUUGCAAUGCUACAGCUUUGAGCACACCUACUUUGGGCCCUUCGACCUCAGCGCCAAGAGUCUUCCCAACGUGUCCUGCGCCCAGGGCUGCUCCGAGGUGCUGCUAUCACUGGACACUGGGUACCGGGCAACGGUGACCAUGGUGAGGAAAGGCUGCUGGACGGGCCCCACCACAGGCGCCAUGCAGACCAACCAGAACGCGCUGCCGCCGGACUACGCGGUGGUCCGCGGCUGCUCCACCGACUUCUGCAACGUGGACCUCAGGACCCACGACAGCCUCCCCAACCUGAGCCACGCGCCGGACCCGCCCCGGCUCAGCGGCACCGAGUGCUACGCCUGCGUGGGGGUGAACCCCGAGGACUGCGCCCCCGAAAAGUCCCGACGAGUCCAGUGUCACCAGGACCAGAGCUCCUGCUUCCAGGGCAGCGGCCGGAUGAACAUCGGCAACUUCUCGGUGCCCGUGUACAUCCGGACGUGCCACCGGCCGGCCUGCACCACCAUGGGCACCACCAGCCCCUGGACGUCCAUCGACCUCCAGGGCUCCUGCUGCCAGGGGCGUCUGUGCAACGCGGGCUCCAUGGCCCAGCCCUUCCACUCGGCCGCCCCGCCGCGGGCGCCCCACGGCCUGGCCCUGCUCCUCGCCGCCCCCGUGCUGGCCCUCGCUAUGGCGGGACCCCUGCGGCUCAUGGUUUAGACGGCUCCCCCCACACACACACCAGGGUGCUGGGGGCAGAGUCCCCCGCACCCCCUUUCUCCUCGCUUCGAUCAUCUGUUCACUGGGGGGGAGGGGAUGGUCCAGGAGUGGCCAUGACCCCCACCCCUCCCCCUCCU
Messenger RNA from Dipodomys ordii (Ord's kangaroo rat), 899 nucleotides. RefSeq names its product LY6/PLAUR domain containing 5 (gene Lypd5). Gene Ontology annotation, cellular component: plasma membrane. Lineage: Eukaryota; Metazoa; Chordata; Mammalia; Rodentia; Heteromyidae. The transcript is spliced from 5 exons. The coding region runs from base 1 to 762 and encodes 253 amino acids. The record is from RefSeq and is a predicted model, not a curated record.